Molecule: messenger RNA, 150 nt
Organism: Tinamus guttatus (white-throated tinamou)
Lineage: Eukaryota; Metazoa; Chordata; Aves; Tinamiformes; Tinamidae
Source: RefSeq, a predicted model, not a curated record
AUGUUUGGCGUCUUUCAGGUUGACAUUCUUGACUGUUUGCAUGAAGAUUCCCUGCUGGUUUCCAUUGUCGGAAUGGCCCUGUACACGGGCUACGUGUUCAUGCCUCAGCACAUCAUGGCAAUACUGCACUACUUCGAAAUUGUGCAGUGA